Molecule: messenger RNA, 1888 nt
Organism: Candidula unifasciata
Lineage: Eukaryota; Metazoa; Mollusca; Gastropoda; Stylommatophora; Geomitridae
Source: the annotation of a GenBank genome assembly
AAACAAAGCCAAGAAACUGAAAACGGAGAAGAAAUUAUCUAAACACAAAAAAGUGCCUGUAGCUGAGUCGCCAAAGAAGGCAAGCCCAGCUCCCAAGAAAAAAGCGGUUAAAAACAAGAAAGAAAUAAAAGAAGAAACCGAAGAUGAGCCAGUCAAGAAAAAGAAGAAAGGAGUGGAAGAGGAGGAGCAGGCAGUCUGGAAAUGGUGGGAGGAGCAGCGAGAGGACAACACUGUCAAAUGGACCUUUUUGGAGCACAAGGGCCCUGUAUUUGCUCCAGCAUACGAACCUUUACCAAAAAGUGUUCGCUUUUAUUAUGAUGGGAAGCCCAUGGAGCUGACUCCCAACACAGAAGAGGUGGCUGUUUUCUAUGGUCGUAUGUUGGACCAUGAGUACACUACUCGAGAGGUUUUUAAUACUAACUUUAUGAAGGAUUGGAGGAAGGUGAUGACUGCCGAAGAAAAGGCUAAGAUCACUGAUCUGAAGAAGUGCAACUUCCAUGAAAUUCUAGACUACUUCAAGAAAAAAACUGAAGAGAGGAAGGCUAUGUCUAAAGAGGAGAAGCAGAGGUUAAAAAAAGAAAAUGAGGAAAUGGUCAAACAGUAUGGCUUCUGCAUUAUUGACAACCACAAAGAGAAAAUUGGCAACUUCAAGAUCGAACCACCAAGUUUAUUCCGAGGUCGUGGUGAUCAUCCAAAGCAGGGUAUGGUGAAGAAGAGAAUUAAUCCGGAGGAUGUCAUUAUCAACUGUAGCAAGGACUCCAAGAUUCCUGUCCCUCCGGCUGGACACAAGUGGAAAGAGGUUCGUCACGACAACAAGGUGACAUGGCUGGCCAGUUGGUCAGAGAACAUCCAGGGGGCUACCAAGUAUGUCAUGCUGAACGCCGCAUCGAAGCUGAAGGGUGAGAAAGACUGGCAGAAGUACGAGACCGCUCGCAAGCUGCACAAGUGUGUCGACAAGAUCCGAGCUCAAUACCAGGAGGACUGGAAAUCCAAGGAGAUGCGUGUUCGACAGCGUGCUGUGGCCUUAUACUUUAUUGACAAGCUUGCCUUAAGAGCUGGUAACGAAAAGGAGGAAGGAGAAACCGCAGACACUGUAGGCUGCUGCUCCUUGCGGGUGGAACACAUCAAGCUGCACAAUGAGAAAGAUGGCAAGCAGUACGUUGUGGAGUUUGACUUCCUGGGUAAAGAUUCCAUUCGCUACCAGAACUCCAUCCCUGUGGAGAAGCGGGUGUUCAAGAACCUGGAGCUGUUCAUGGAGAACAAGCAGCCGGAGGAUGAUCUCUUUGACAGGCUUAAUACUACAAUUCUCAACAAACACCUUCAAGACCUGAUGGAUGGCCUUACUGCCAAAGUAUUCCGUACCUUCAAUGCCUCCAAGACACUGUCUGAGCAGCUGGCGCUUCUGACCAACCCUGACGACCCUCCAGCAGCCAAGAUGCUUGCUUACAACAGAGCCAACAGGGCUGUGGCUAUUCUGUGUAAUCAUCAACGUUCAGUGCCCAAAUCUUUUGAGAAGUCCAUGGAAAAUCUGAUGAAGAAGAUUGACCAGAAGAAGGAUGAGAUCAAGGAAGUGAAGAAACAGAUCAAGGGAAUCAAAGCAGAUUACAAGAAAGAGAAGUCAGUCAGAACAAAAACGUUGUAUGAAAAGAAGAAGAAGCAUUUGGCUCGACUCGAAGAAGGGCUGACCAGAAUGGAGGUGCAGGCUACGGAUAAGGAUGAAAAUAAAGAGAUCGCUUUGGGGACAUCCAAGCUGAACUAUUUGGAUCCACGAAUCUCGGUGGCCUGGUGCAAGAAGUAUGGUAUACCCCUGGAGAAGGUGUACAACAAGACCCAGAGGGACAAGUUCCGAUGGGCUAUAGACAUGGCCGACCAGCACUUCAAGUUUUGA